This is a messenger RNA of Xyrauchen texanus (razorback sucker), 6776 nucleotides long. It is a transcript of the gene atp8b2, whose product is annotated as ATPase phospholipid transporting 8B2. Gene Ontology annotation, molecular function: magnesium ion binding; ATP binding; ATP hydrolysis activity. Gene Ontology annotation, biological process: phospholipid translocation; Golgi organization. Bases 190 to 4347 code for a protein of 1385 amino acids. The transcript is spliced from 30 exons. Gene Ontology annotation, cellular component: plasma membrane. The record is from RefSeq and is a predicted model, not a curated record. Lineage: Eukaryota; Metazoa; Chordata; Actinopteri; Cypriniformes; Catostomidae.
GGAUGUUUGAUCGUGAAGGAAAGCAUGCAUCCGACAUGCUGUUGUUGCCUUAAACCCGAAGGGAUACCUGAAAGCAGCGAAGAACUUCUUAUAUAUAACAGAUACAUGUCGGAAGUCCUCGUUGCAUACAGGAGGAACUGAUAAAGAUUUUCCCAUGGGACGGAGCAGCAGAAAUUCAGAGGGGUGGAAAUGUUCAGAAAAAGACCUCCUCCAGCUGCUGCGCACGUGCCUCCGUCGCUACGCGCGUGCCGACUGCUGCGUACGCAGAGUAAUGUAAACGAAACGACGGUGGACAACAUGACUAUCCCGAAAGACAUCCCGGAGAAGUGGUUUCCAAUCAUUCUCCCUCUGAAAAGGAAGAAAGAGGGAUUAUCCAGCUCUACAAUAAUAAGAAAAGGAGCAGAGGAGGAAAGGAGAGUCCGAGCCAAUGAUCGAGAGUACAAUGAGAAGUUUCAGUAUGCUAGCAAUUGCAUCAUGACCUCAAAGUACAACGUCAUCACCUUCCUACCAGUCAACCUGUUUGAGCAGUUCCAAGAAGUUGCUAACACCUACUUCUUGUUUCUCCUAAUACUACAGUUGAUUCCACAGAUUUCUUCGUUGUCCUGGUUCACCACCAUUGUGCCUUUAGUGCUGGUGUUGAGCAUCACUGCAGUCAAAGAUGCCACUGAUGACUAUUUUCGUCACAAGAGUGACAACCAGGUGAAUAACCGUCAGUCUCAGGUCCUCAUUAGUGGCAUUCUUCAGAAAGAGAAAUGGAUGAAUGUCAGAGUGGGUGACAUCAUCAAACUGGAGAACAAUCAAUUUGUGGCAGCUGACCUGCUGCUGUUGUCCAGUAGUGAACCUCAUGGUCUGUGUUACAUUGAGACUGCAGAACUGGAUGGCGAGACAAACAUGAAGGUGCGUCAGUCUCUGUCUGUUACCUCAGAGUUGGGAGAUCCUAAUAAUCUGGCACAGUUUAAUGGAGAAGUGGUAUGUGAGCCUCCCAACAACAAGCUAGAUCGUUUCUGUGGGACUUUGUAUUGGAAAGACUGUAAAUACCCUCUUAGCAACCAAAACAUGCUGCUCCGCGGCUGCGUACUGCGCAACACAGAGAGCUGCUACGGCCUAGUUAUAUUCGCAGGUCCUGACACCAAGCUGAUGCAAAAUAGUGGCUGCACCAAGUUCAAGCGGACCAGUAUAGACCGGCUGAUGAACACACUGGUGCUAUGGAUUUUUUGGUUCCUAGUGUGUAUGGGAGUGAUCUUGGCCAUAGGGAAUGCGGUCUGGGAAAAGGAGGUGGGCUCUCUGUUUCAGAGUUUCCUCCCAUGGGACCCUCCUGUCGACAACUUCCUGUUCUCUGCGUUCCUCUCAUUCUGGUCCUAUGUCAUCAUCCUCAACACAGUUGUGCCCAUCUCCCUCUACGUCAGUGUGGAGGUGAUUCGUUUAGGUCACAGUUACUUCAUUAAUUGGGACCGGCGCAUGUUCUGUAGCCAUAGUAACACUGCAGCAGAGGCCAGAACCACUACACUAAAUGAAGAGCUGGGACAGGUGGAGUACAUCUUCAGUGACAAGACAGGAACUCUCACGCAGAACAUUAUGACCUUCAACAAGUGCUCCAUCAAUGGCCAUGCAUAUGGUGAAGUAAUCGAUAUCCUAGGGUCUCAACAAAAGAGAUCACAGCCCCUGGACUUCAGUGCGUGGAACCCAUUAGCAGACCGGGACUUCUGUUUCUAUGACCAGUCUCUGCUCGAGGCAGUAAUGGUGGGAGAACCGGCAGUGCAUGAAUUCUUCCGAGUGCUGUCUCUCUGCCACACGGUCAUGAGUGAGGAAAAGUGCGAGGGAGAGCUAUUGUAUAAGGCUCAGUCUCCAGAUGAGGGGGCGCUGGUAAUGGCUGCACGUAACUUUGGCUUUGUGUUUCGCUCUCGCACACCGGGUACAGUCACCACACAAGAGCUCGGCAAAGAGGUCACAUACACACUUCUUGCCAUCCUGGACUUCAAUAACAUCCGAAAAAGAAUGUCUGUCAUAGUGAGGAAUCCAGUGGGUCGUAUCCGUCUGUACUGUAAAGGGGCAGACACUGUGCUUUUCGAGAGGCUUCACUCUUGCAACCAGGAGCUGACGAAUAUCACUUCAGAUCAUCUUAAUGAGUAUGCGGUUGACGGGUUGCGGACACUUGCUGUGGCAUAUCGUGAUCUGUCUGAGGAGCAGUGGGAGGAGUGGGCGGAGCAUUACCGUGACGCUGAUAAAUCCACAGACUGCCGGGAGGACCGGCUGGCUGCUGCCUAUGAGGAGAUCGAACAGGACAUGAUGUUGCUAGGGGCAACAGCUAUAGAAGAUAAAUUGCAGGAGGGGGUUCCUGAGACCAUUGCCAUUCUCUCAUUGGCUAACAUUAAGAUCUGGGUGCUAACUGGAGACAAGCAGGAGACUGCAGUGAAUAUUGGUUAUUCCUGUAAAAUGCUGACAGAAGAUAUGACAGAGAUCUUUAUUGUUAAUGGACACACUGUACAAAGUGUGCGGGAGGAACUGAGAAAAGCAAGAGAGCGAAUGUUGGAGUCGGCACGCACCAGAGACGAAGGGAAGGAGGCUGAAGCUCAGGGGUGGGGUGGUGCGUGUGCUCAUGGAAAUGGCUUUGGAGGUGGUGGUGCUGCUAACUGUAUGCCUGAUGAGGCCAAAUGCCCCCCUCCUCAGGCCCUGCCUUCCUCCUUGCUGGAGUCAGUCAAUGGAGAGUUUGCCCUCAUCAUCAGUGGACACAGCUUGGCUCAUGCAUUGGAAGCGGAUAUGGAGCGUGAAUUUUUGGAGACUGCUUGUGCUUGUCGAGCAGUAAUUUGCUGCAGAGUGACUCCUCUUCAGAAAGCUCUGGUGGUAGAGCUGGUUAAACGCCGUAAGAAGGCCGUCACACUUGCCAUCGGAGAUGGAGCCAAUGAUGUCAGCAUGAUAAAGAUGGCUCAUAUUGGUGUGGGUAUCAGUGGUCAGGAGGGGAUCCAGGCCGUGCUGUCAUCAGAUUACUCUUUUUCCCAGUUCCGCUUCCUGCAGCGACUUUUGCUGGUGCAUGGACGUUGGUCCUACCUUCGCAUGUGCCGUUUUCUCUGUUACUUCUUCUACAAGAAUUUUGCCUUCACUAUGGUGCACUUCUGGUUUGGAUUCUUCUGUGGAUUCUCAGCACAGACUGUCUACGACCAGUAUUUCAUCACUCUCUACAAUAUUGUGUACACAUCCCUGCCUGUGUUAGCAAUGGGCAUCUUUGAUCAGGAUGUUCCUGAACAGAGAAGUCUUGAGUAUCCAAAGCUGUAUGAGCCAGGCCAGCUGAACCUGCUGUUUAACAAACGAGAGUUCUUCAUCUGCAUCGCACAAGGAAUCUACACCUCAGUUGUUCUGUUCUUCAUUCCAUAUGGCGUUCUCUCUCAUGCCACACAAAGUAAUGGAGUUCCCUUGGCAGACUACCAAACCUUUGCUGUAACUACAGCAACAGCCCUUGUCAUAGUCGUCAGCGUACAAAUUGCUCUGGACACGGGUUAUUGGACAGCUAUAAAUCACUUCUUUAUAUGGGGCUCUUUGGGAACCUAUUUCACUAUCCUUUUUGCUAUGCACUCCAGCAUCCUGUUCAACAUCUUCCCGAAGCAGUUCCAUUUCCUUGGAAGUGCACACAACACACUAGGGCAGCCGGUGGUGUGGUUAACUAUUGCUCUGGCUACAGUCAUCUGUAUUGCUCCAGUCCUCGCCUUCCGCUUCCUCAAACUGGACCUAAAACCUCAGCUCUCAGAUACUGUGCGCUACACUCAACUGGUGCAGAAGAAGAGGAAGCCCGGUGGGCGUGCAGGCCUUGGAGUUGGUGGGGCUGGAGCAGCUGGUGGCAGUGCUCUGGGUCGUCUGGGGAGAGGUGGCUCUCGACGCUCUGGUUAUGCGUUUGCGCAUCAGGAAGGCUUUGGCGAGCUGAUCACGUCGGGAAAGAAUAUGCGCCUGAGCUCGUUGGCUCUUGCCACAUUUGCCUCCCGCCACAGCAGUAGCUGGAUUGACAGUCUUCGCAAGAAAAAACAUGCAAGCAAUAGUGGUGCACAUACGCUGACAACUGGAGAUGGCAGUAAUGUCUCCUCUCAAACCACACUUGUUUCCAAUUCCUCCUCAGUGAUUGGUCCUCAGGGCACAACCCCAGGGGAGACACGACAACCAUGUAAUGAAACUGGCCUCACUUGUAGCCUUGAUGACAUUUCUCUCAGCAUGGUUAGGUGUACAGAAAGAGAGGCUGGAGGAUGUAGUACUGGAACUGUGCAGGAAACUUUGUUUGUGUGGAGGGGACCUGGAUCCCGAAUAAGUGGGACCAGCAGCCCUGUACCGCCCCCCAUUGCAGAGGAAAGGUCUAGUGGCGAUUGAGAAAAGAUGACUAAAGGUGGAUCAACCAACUGGACUUCUUUUUGUGGAUGCUUCCACCUUCUGGUGUUUGUUUGGUCAUGUUUCUGUGUGAGAAGAUGACCAGUGAAGACAGCACCUAAAAGCUUGGGAGUAAAGACAUGCUCAAAUUAAAAUACAUACAGAAAAAAAAUCCAGAUUCAGUGGAAAAACUGUGCACACAGGCAAUACAAAGAGGGUUUGUUGUCACAUUCCCCUGUAUUGUAUACAUUCUCUCAUAUCUUGUCAGUAAGUUUAACUUAUUUGAGGUUAUUUGAGCUAUUUAUGGCUGAAAGAGAAUUUUCUGUUCUAGCCAACUUGUUCAAAUAACAAACUACUAAAUAACAUGACAUGGGUAAUAAUACCACAUACCUCCCUGUCCAUGUAGCUGAUGUUAAUUGACCUCAUAUGCAAAAUUAUAUUUUUGGUUAAAUUUACAUUUUUUAAUUUAUAUGUGUACAUUUAUAUUUAUUUUGGAUAGAAAGCAAGAAAAAAAGAAAACAAAGAUCCCAAAUUCAUUACAGUACAUAAAAUUAUAGCCUUUUCUGUCUCAUAUUUUACCUCAAAUAUGUUAAUACUUAUGCAUUUCUACUUAUUAGUUAAGUAAAUGCCCUACAGUAUCAUACUCAGUCAUGUCAAUUAAUUCAAAGGGAGUAGUCCUGCACUCUAAAAACAAUAUUUUAUUUUGCCUUUUAGUUAUCAUAACUUAAAAUGUAGAGUUAGAAUAACUGCCCUGGAAUGAUCUUGUUGUGUUAACUCAAUUAUCCAAGUUUUUGUUGGAUAAACUUGUGAUAAAUUAUUGAACUUAGAAAAACUAUUUCGCUGAAUUAAAAAUAUAAGUCAAGAGAACUACGUACAUCACGCUCAGAUAUUUGGAUUCCUAGCAUGCACUGAGUGCGGCAUGAAUAAAUUAUGCAAACAUUAUUACUGUCAUCAUUUUAUUUACAUUUUUACUGUUUCCAGCUUUUAUUUUUGCUGUUGGUUUUUGUGUUUGUUGUCACUUUCAGUAAUUUGUCAUUCAAAGCUCAUCUUUUUACUCAAUGAUGUGUUUGAUGAUUGUCACCAUCAUUGUGAUUUGCGUGUAAAGUGUUGAGCCUCAUGUGUGUCUCCUUGACAAGCUUAAAUCUAAAUAUGAUAUUGGAAUCAGAUGUUGUUCUCUGAUUAUCGGCUGGUCAUUUACCAUCAAAUUGCAGUUUAUUGACAAUUGGAUAGCCCUAACUACUUCUACAGUUAUCAAUAAUAUUAAAAGCUAAUUUAAUUCUAUAUUUGGUUGGAAAUGAACUUGAAUGAAAUUUAUUGAACUUAGACAGUCAAGUCUGUUUUACUUAAAAGGACAUUACGUUAUAUUGAUUUAAGUCAACUUUAUGUUGUUUAAAUAACAUUAAGUUGACACACCUUAAAACAUUUUAAGAAGAACAAACACUUUUUAAGUUAAAAAAAAUUUUUACAGUGUGUAUUUUAUAUUCAUCUUUUGAAAUCUCAGUGAGUCAAGGGAUUUCUUUAUAUACAGUACAUAUGACAAGCAUUUUUCUUCUUUUUUUAAUCUCUGUCACCCUUUCUCUAAUGAUGUAAGAUCUUUUUCAACAUAUUGUUCUGCAUAUUGAGUCAAAAUACUUAUUUUUAUCUGUUUGAUGCUCAGCAGUUGUUUAGCUUGUUGACUUUAUCUUUAAUGAUAAUCUCUUCAAAUUGUGCUGAUACAUGAUGAUAAUAUAUGGAAUGGUCAGCCGAGAAGUGAAUAUUCCCAUAUUCCCAAUAUCCCCCAGAAAAACACUAUCGUUCUCAGUGAGAACAUGACUCUACCCAACUGGAUGAAACCCUUCUUUCCUCAUCCCUCUCUUUUCACCAUAUUGGUGCUCUGCCCCUGACUGUCUAUCUUGAUUACAAGCUGGUUGACUGGAAGUCCAAUGAGUUCAAACCUGAAACUGCUCUGCUAAAUCUUAGAGGGACUAGCCAUUGGAGAAGGGAGUGUGUUUGGACUUUUUUUGAAGAUUCACAUAAUAGUUACCAAAUGGAUUCCACCUUGACUGUCUUAAUUUGUAAUGUGGCCUUCACCAGUAUUUUAAUUUAUUUUGCGUGUAUUUUAUUGUGAAUGAGAGAGAUCCGAUGAAGACAUUUGAAAAGCUAAUUAACUCAUUGUUACUUGCCAUGCGCUCUAAUAGUUAGACCUAGCUCUUAUAUUGUGCAAAGGCGGUAACAGUAAUAUGCCUUAAAAGAGUUUGUGUUAUUUUUUUAAAUGUGUACAUAUUUUCAUCCACCGCAUAAAAGUAUAUUGCAAUAAGAGAUUUAAAGUCAUCUCAAAAUGUUAUGGGUAUCUCUUACAGUUUCUGUUAAUGGUAAAGUCCUGUGUUGUAAACAGUAGGUGACCCUGCUGUUGUGACUGGGCCAAAUGAAAAUGGAAAUAUAUAAUUAAAUGA